Molecule: messenger RNA, 4197 nt
Organism: Chaetura pelagica (chimney swift)
Lineage: Eukaryota; Metazoa; Chordata; Aves; Apodiformes; Apodidae
Gene: MTCL2
Product: suppressor of glucose, autophagy associated 1
Exons: 17
Coding region: 25-4197 (1390 amino acids)
Biological process (GO): regulation of autophagy; insulin receptor signaling pathway
Source: RefSeq, a predicted model, not a curated record
GAGAUCGAGGAGCUGCGUGCCGAGAUGCUGGAGAUGAGGGAUGUGUACAUGGAGGAGGAUGUGUACCAGCUGCAGGAGCUCCGGCAGCAGCUGACCCCCUGCCGCAUCCUGCAGUCCCGGCUGCGCAAGGCCGAGCGCCGAAGCCUGCGCGUGGCGCAGACCGGCCAGGUGGACGGCGAGCUCAUCCACAGCCUCGAGCAGGACGUCAAGGUGGCCAAGGAUGUCUCCAUGCGGCUCCACAAUGAGCUGGAGGCGGUGGAGAAGAAGAGAAUCAGGCUGGAGGAGGAGAACGAGGACUUGCGCCAGCGGCUCAUCGAGACAGAGCUGGCCAAGCAGGUGGUGCAGAACGAGAUGGACAAGCUCAGAGAGAAUUCCCUGAAGAAACGGGGGUCUCGCUCCAUUGGGAAGACAGAGAAGAAGCCAUCAGUGCAGGAGGACAGCGCAGACCUGAAGUGCCAGCUGCAUUUUGCCAAGGAGGAGUCGGCCCUGAUGUGCAAGAAGCUGACCAAGCUGGCCAAGGAGAACGACGGCAUGAAGGAGGAGCUGCUGAAGUACAGGUCCCUGUAUGGGGACCUCGACAGCUCCCUCUCCGUGGAGGAGCUGGCUGACUCGCCCCAUUCCCGCGAGGCUGAGCUGAAGGUCCACCUCAAGCUGGUGGAGGAGGAAGCCAACAUCCUCAGCCGUAGGAUAGUGGAGCUGGAGGUGGAAAACCGCGGGCUGAGGGCAGAGAUGGAUGACAUGAAGGGUCAGGGGGACCGAGAGCUGCCCGGACAGGACAUGAGGUUCCUGGCGGGCAUCUCGGGCUGUGGGGAUGCUGGGGACACGGUGGCAGAGCUGCGCCGGCACCUGCAGUUUGUGGAGGAGGAGGCCGAGCUCCUGAGACGCUCGCUGCUGGAGCUGGAGGACCAGAACAAGCUCCUCCUAAACGAGCUGUCCAAGUACAAGUCGGACCACGAGCUGGACGUGACGCUGUCGGAGGACAGCUGCUCGGUGGUCAGCGAGCCCUCGCAGGAGGAGCUGGCCACGGCCAAGGUGCAGAUCAGCGAGCUGAGCGGGAAGGUGAAGAAGCUGCAGUACGAGAACCGCGUGCUGCUCUCCAACCUGCAGCGCUGCGACCUGGCCUGCCAGACCUCCCGGCCCAUGAUGGAGACCGACGCCGAGGCGGGCGACUCGGCGCAGUGCGUCCCCAGCGCCGACUGGAGGGACGGGAUGGGCAGCGGCCAAGCCGACGGGCAGGACAGGCUGCUCAAGGCCAAGGACCUGGAGACCUUGCUGGGCAUCCGGGACCAGGCAGCGCUCGUUAACAAAGCGAUCGACGUCUUGAUUUCGGAUGCCAACGGGUUCAGCUCCGGGCUGAAGGCCUGCUUGGACAACGAGUGUGCGCUGGGGCUGCUGGGCGAGGCGGUGGGGAGUGGUGGAGAGAGCCCCAGUGAUGCCAAGCUGAUGAACGUGCUCCUGAUGCGGCUGGGUGUGCUACAGCAGGACCUGGGCUGCUUCACAAGGAAGGUGGACCACCUCACCAGCGGCCUGAAGGAGCACACGGACUCUUUACCCUUCUCCAGCCCCAGCAGCCACGACACCACCAAAGAGGGGCUGCAGAAGGAACACGCCUCCGACUUCCAGCAGCCUGAUUUUAGGGACACCGACCCCUUCCGCAUCCCCCACGCCAAGGACACGGACCCCGCGCAUCCCCGGAGCUACAAGACCUGCCGACCUGAGGAGAACGACUCCUACGCCACCGAGAUGAAGGAGCUGCAACUGGUGCUGUCGGAGGCCAACGAGAGCCUGCGGGGACUGCAGGAGCAGCUCUCGCAGGAGAGGCAGCUGAGGAAGGAUGAGGUGGACAACUUCUCACAGAAGAUCUGCCAGCUGAAGGAGGACCACCAGAAAGCACUGCUGCGCCGGGAGUUCGAGCUGCAGAGCUUGAACCUGCAGAGGCGGCUGGAGCAGAAGUUCUGGAGCCAGGAGAAGAACCUGCUGGUGCAGGAGUCUCAGCAGUUCAGGCAGAGCUUCCUCCUGCUCUUCAUGAAGCUCAAGUGGUUCCUCAAGCGCUGGCGCCAAGGCAAGAUGGUGCACAGUGAAGGCGAGGACUUUUUGGAGGUGAACAGCAUGAAGGAGCUGUACCUGCUGCUGGAGGAGGAGGAGCUCACCCCACAGCAGCAGGCAGACAACAAGACUUGCACCGGGGACACCUGGACCCCCAACACGCCCAACGAGUGCAUCAAGACGCUGGCAGACAUGAAGGUGACCCUGAAGGAACUGUGCACGGAGCUGCGGGAGGAGCGGCGCGGUGCCGGCGAGCUGCAGCAGCAGUUCACCAAGGCCAAGGCUGCCUGGGAGAUGGAACGUGCCGAGCUCAAGUGCCACAUCGCCCAGCUGGAGUCAAAGGCAGGCAAAGGGAUCACAGAGCGAGCGCUGCCAGACUGGAAGGUGGCGUUGAAGAGGGAGCGUGAGGAGCACCAGCAUCUCCUGGCCGAGUCCUACAGUGCUGUCAUGGACCUCACCAAGCAGCUGCAGAUCAGUGAGAAGAACUGGAACCAGGAGAAAGUGGAGCUGCUGGCUCGCUUCAAGGAGGAGCAGCAGCAGGCAGAGCAGCAAGCAAAGGAUCUGCAGAACAAAAUCAACCAGUUGCAGAAAGGAGCCAACCCAUGGGCACUGAAGCAUUCUGAAAUGGAGAAGCAUGGCAACAACUGGAAAGAGGCUCUCAAUGAAAAAAUCACAGACAAAGAGACAAUCUCUGAAGCAGAAGCCAAGGGAACCAAUCUCAAAAGGACCAAGUCCGUUUGCUCCAUGUCAGAGUUUGAAAGCUUGCUCGACUGUUCUCCCUACCUCCCUGGAAAGACCCCACCGGGGCUGGGUGACCAUUCCCGGGGCAAAAAGACAUCUGUGGCCACCCAGCUGCUGCCCAAUGGGAUCCGGGACAGCACCAGCAUUCCUCCCUCCAACUGUACAUAUGUGAAUAUUGAGCAACCUGUCCCUGGCAGCCUGGCCAAGGAGAAGCUGGGUAUCUCCUCCUGGGACUACUCGCAGGCAAGCAGCCUCUCAGGGCAUGACCCAGCCCAGAAGCAAAUGCAGAGGAGCUACACAGCACCCGACAAGACGGGGAUCCGCAUCUACUACAGCCCACCGGUGGUGCGGCGGCUGGAGGCCCCUCUGGUGCACAACAAGGAGGGGAAGAUCAUGAUCGAACCCGGGUUCUUGUUCACCAUGGCCAAGCCGAAGGAGCUGGAGGAGUCGGCCAGCACUGAGAGCACCUACAGCCAGUGGCUGUGCAACUUCUCCAAGCAGCAGCGGGAGCUGCUGGACACCACGCAGACGGUGAGCGUCGGCCUGCAGACCGACCUGCCGCGCAGCAGCAGCAGCGUGCACGGCAAGAGCUGGUCCCCGCGCAGCUCCUCCCUCGUGUCCGUGCGCAGCAAGCAGAUCUCCUCCUCGCUGGAUAAGGUCCACUCCAGGAUCGAGCGGCUGUGCUGCUCCCCAAAGUACGGCUCUCCAAAGCUCCAGAGGAGGUCUUCUUCCAAGCUGGAUGCCUCCAAGGACAGGAGCCUCUGGAACCUGCACCAGGGCAAGCAGAACGGCUCUGCCUGGGCCCGCUCCACCACCACCCGGGACAGCCCUGUCCUCAGCAACAUCAACGAUGGCUUGUCCAGCUUGUUUAGCGUGGUGGAGCACGCGGGCAGCACCGAGUCCAUCUGGAAGCCAGGCUGUCCCGAGAGCAGCCGGGCCAAGCCUGAAGCACCCAAGUAUGGCCUCGUGCAGGAGUUUUUCAGGAACGUGUGUGGGCGGGCGCAGAGCCCCACCGCCCCCUCGGAGAAGAAGGAGACCACUGGGGAGGAGGCUGGCAAGAGAGUCGAGCACCCCAGCCCAGCCACCCACUACCCACCCGACAUCUCCCGUGUCUUGAACAAGAAAGUCCUCAAGCAGAGCAGCUGCGAGGAUCCCAAGCCCUCAUCCCCCAGCCAGGGGAGUAAGGACGCAGCCCUGCGGGACCCCGACCUCAUCUCGGCCAUAGCCAGCGAGGACACGGCGUGUGACUGCAGCUCCCAGUCCCUCACCUCCUGCUUCGCCCGGCCGUCCCGCUCCGCCAUCCGCCAUUCCCCUUCCAAGUGCAAACUGCACCCCGCCGACCCCCCCAGGCUGGAGGAACCCUACACCACUGUCACUGCAGACCCUGCAUUGCUGGAGCUGGGAACCUAG